Molecule: messenger RNA, 1580 nt
Organism: Cuscuta campestris
Lineage: Eukaryota; Viridiplantae; Streptophyta; Magnoliopsida; Solanales; Convolvulaceae
Source: the annotation of a GenBank genome assembly
GCAGACACCCCCUUAGAAUUAUUCCUGUUAAAGAAUACAGUAUUUAUUUGCCAGUUUGGACCUGAUAGAUUCAUCGACAGAGAGUCUUUAGGCCAUCAAUGGAAGCUGCUGCCUCUACAGUCCUGAAUAAUCUCCACAAUCUUCCUGUUGCUACCAAGCUCUACACAGUUCCCAGAAGAAAUCUUUUCCCUCUUUCGUUUUCUCUUACAGCGCCAAGAGCUUUGGGCCUUCGGAGUGGUGGGGUGCGAUUCAAUGGACCUAUCAGUUGCUCCAGUUCUAAUGCUCAUCAAAGCCCAUCCAAGCAGCUUGCUCUUCUAUUUCAAGUUGAAGGGGUACUGAUGGAUAUCUACUGCUUCGGAAACCGGCAAGCAUUCAAUGCAGCAUUUCGGAAGCUUGGAUUGGACUGUGCAAGUUGGACUCAACCAGUUUAUCAGGAUCUUGUAAAGAAGAGCUUUGGUGAUGAGGAGAGGAUGUUGAUGUUGUAUUUUAACAGGAUUGGCUGGCCAACAUCACUACCUACAACCGAGAAGGGAUCUUUUUUAAAAAGAGUUAUGCGUGAAAAGAAAACUGCACUAGAUGAUCUCGUCAUAUCAAAAGCAAUACCUUUGAGACCAGGGGUUGAAGACUUUAUUGAUGAUGCACUGGAAAAAAGUAUACCCGUGGUCAUGCUGACAGCCUGUAGUAAAAUAGGGGAAGAGGUGGCAAGAACCAUCGUGGGAGAGCUUGGAAGUCAUAGAGUGUCGAAGGUGAAGAUAAUCGGGGAGGAAGAGGUAAAACAAAGCUUGUACGGCCAACUUGUACUUAGUAAAGGUCUCUCUUCUGAUCUUGGAGAGCAAUUAGCUGAAGAAGCCAAUAAAGCUGUUCCCGCUGAGGAGGUUGCUAAUACACCUUCAAGUCAAUGCUUUGAAAAUAUGGUCGCUGCACUGCAGGCAGGGGCAGAGUAUGCGGAGACAGCAGUCAAAAAGUGCAUUGUUGUUGCUGGAAGUCACUCUGUGGUUUCUGCAGCUGAGCAUAUUGGCAUGGUUUCCAUUGCUGUUCAAAGCAGCUUGACAGCUAGGGCAGAGUUUGCUGGUGCAAAAGCAGCAAUGGAUGGAUUUGGUGGUUCAGAUUUGACCGUUUCCAUGGUACGCCGAAUGCAGAACUUAUAAGCAUCUCAUUGGAGGAGGUUCCCCCCGAGUUGUAUGACGGGCGACACAGGGCAGUUCGGGCAGCAUGCAUCCUUACAUGUGUCGUCACUACCCAACUCGGGGUAGCACCGAGUGGACCCUAAAGAAAGGUUUCUUGUUCACUACGGAGUCAUGUAAUCAUAAUUGGGCACUUGUUGCUGUUCUGCAACCAUCAGCUGCAUUUUUCACUUCUAUGCUUUCAUCAACAGUGAAUAUUUUUACUUUGGGGCAACUCUCCGGGUUGAUUAUGUAUUGCCUCAUCAAUGCCUCCUCAAUUGGAGAGUUUUUAUAGUACUCUGCACUGUACUCUGUAUGUUCUGUUGGUGAUUUUCGUAUCAUCGAUUAUUUUAUGUAAUUGGAUUUAUUUAGGCAUGUCUAUUCAGUUUUUGCUAUAUAUAAAUGGAGUCCCACGGU